Didymella exigua CBS 183.55 is the source of this 153-nucleotide messenger RNA. RefSeq lists its product as uncharacterized. The transcript has a single exon. The record is from RefSeq and is a predicted model, not a curated record. The annotation marks the transcript as partial. Lineage: Eukaryota; Fungi; Ascomycota; Dothideomycetes; Pleosporales; Didymellaceae.
GGCAUCUCUGGCGGAUCCAUCAGCGAGAAGGCAACGCUGUCAAUUGAGGCAAACACGCCAACAUCAGCGACGCAAGUGGAGGAGAUUAAAGACAGCGAGCUGGAAGACGGCGAAGAUGGUGACAACCACAGCGUCGAGCCUACGCCCUCCUGA